Messenger RNA from Momordica charantia (bitter melon), 4612 nucleotides. Its product is annotated as kinase superfamily with octicosapeptide/Phox/Bem1p domain-containing protein. NCBI's taxonomy places the organism in Eukaryota, Viridiplantae, Streptophyta, Magnoliopsida, Cucurbitales, Cucurbitaceae. Gene Ontology annotation, molecular function: protein kinase activity; ATP binding; protein binding. Gene Ontology annotation, cellular component: cytoplasm. Gene Ontology annotation, biological process: protein phosphorylation; signal transduction. The record is from RefSeq and is a predicted model, not a curated record.
AGUCGAGGCUUUGAGGGUGGGAGGAUAAAGUACAAAGGCGCACACUUCGUGAAAAGAGAGGGACGACACCCACUUAAACCAGACCACCUUGAUUUGCAGCAAAAUUCAAAUCUCACAGUCCAUUGUUCCUCUGGAUCUGUACGGUAAGUCCUUCAAAAGAUUUUCCUUUUCCCGCUCGGUGCUCACGACUGAAAAGGUUUUCAGUUGAGCGCUGUGAAGCUCUCCGUUGUUGGACAAGAUUAUCAUCUGCUAGAUGAUCGGCUGAGUUCUGAAGCUAUAACUGUUACUUUAAGUGUGUGCUAUUCAUGGCAUCUUCGGUUGAGUCUGUCCCCAUAAAGUUUAACUAGAUGGAAAGAAAUGUGAAAAGAGGUACUAUAGAUCAACAUAGUAAUUAUGAACAAGUUCGAUUUACUAAUUUGGAAGCAAGAAAUCAGGGACUUGGGUCUACAAAUCAAAGAUCUUUCCAUGAUCCAUCGAGCAACAUCAGUACCAAUAUUCGACCCCCUGAAUAUAAUAUGAUAGUUGGAGCUAGUCCUGUCCACAACUACUCCAUUCAAACUGGCGAGGAGUUUGCACUUGAGUUUAUGCGAGAAAGGGUGAAUGCCAAGCAUCACUUUGUUCCCACAAAUAGUCCAGACCCAGGUGCUACAACAGGGUACGUGGAUUUAAAAGGCAUUUUGGGAAUUCCUCAUGUAAGUUCAGAAAGUGGAUCUGGCAUUUCCAUGCUCAACCCUGUAGAAAAAGAUCAAGUCCAACAUUUUGAAAGAGGGGGCUCUUCACAUGAAGACAAAAGUUCAUACAAUUCAAUGAGGUUUGACCCAAGAGCCUCAUCAAGAAAUGAUGUUAAUCGAGUUCACAGUUUUACGUCUUCAGCAGCAUCUGAUAGUUCAUCAAGAAAGGUGAAAUUCCUGUGCAGUUUUGGUGGUAAAAUUAUGCCUCGCCCUAGCGAUGGAAAACUUAGAUAUGUUGGGGGUGAAACACGUAUUUUCCGUAUAACCAAGGAUAUUUCUUGGUCGAACCUGCUGCAGAAAACAUCAACAAUUUACGAUCAAGUUCAUACUAUUAAAUAUCAACUGCCUGGUGAGGAUCUUGAUGCAUUGGUUUCUGUAUCUUGUGAUGAGGACUUGCAGAACAUGAUGGAGGAAUGUAAUGUAACAGAAAAUGGGGGCUCAACAAAGCCGAGAAUGUUCUUGUUUUCUAUUUCUGAUUUGGAGGAUGCUCAAAUUGGUGCUGGAAGUGCAGAGGGUGGUUCAGAAAUUGAAUACGUAAUUGCUGUAAAUGGUAUGGACCUCAGUUCAAGAAGGAUCUCAACGCCCUUGGCUAAUACAUCAGGGAACAAUUUAGACGAGUUACUAGCCCUUAAUGUUGGACUAGAGAGUCGUCAGGUUGCUCCAGAAUUGUCUGAUAACAUGAAAUCAUCUUUGACCAUUGCUGCACCUUCAAUAUCUCAGUCCUCUCAAACCAUUUGGACAAAUCCAUCUAGUGGUCUUAAGUCCAAUUUACAACCAUCGUCAGGACAAAAGUUGCAGCAAGUUGAUCCUGGGCCUCCCCAACUCUCUUAUUUCCGCCCUAUCCAGAGCUUACCUGAAAAAGUUGGAAAGACUUCAGUUCCUUCAUCUAUUCAGUCACAAAAUGAUUACAUUCUCAAUAACAAUGCAACACCUGUAGAAAAUCUACCUUCAUUGCCCGGCAAAGGGCAUGUGAAUCAACAUGGUGGCUUAACUACAGACCAUCCAAUUGGUAGCUUUAUGCAAGAUUCAGAUGCAUUGUUAAAAGAGGGGAAAGUGACAGAGACCACAACUUCGAAGAUGAAUGAACCUGAUAAAAUUCAAUCAUUGGAGAAGGAUGUGCCAUUUAAGGAUGCACAAAUGACAAGGGAAGGCUCACUCCAUAAGAUCGACGAAAAUAAUGAAAGUCAAAAUUUUGAACAUGAAUACUUAAUUCCAUCAAACUUAAAUGAUGCUUCUGUUUUGAGUUAUAACACAAAAGGAGCACAGGUAAUUAAUUCGGACACAGAUGUAGGAUCAAGUUUACUGCUUACGAAAAGCAACAAGAAGCAUCAAGAUACUGCUCAAGAAUCAUUGCCUCUGGAUGCAAGUAAUGAAGGGAACAGGAAAACUGAAGAUGAUAAAUUUUCAUCCGAUGGACUACCAACUUCAGGUUUUGGUGCCUCUGAGGCUCAUGAAACGGGGUUUAGCUACCUUGAACCAAUUUUACCUCAGCGUGUUUUUCACUCUGAAAGGAUUCCAAGGGAGCAGGCUGAAUUGAACCGUUUAUCCAAGUCUGAUGAUUCCUUUGGCUCUCAAUUCCUGAGAACUCAGGGAAACUCUGAUUAUUCUCAGACAAUUAUCGAAUCAGCUGAAACAUUGCUGGAUGGGAAUGCAACUCUACAGGCUGAGAAAUCUGUUUCAUCUUCAAAGGCACCACAUGGAAAUCCUCAAACCGUAGAAGAUGGAUUGGAGGCAAUUGAAAAGUACAGAACAUCAGGAGAUACAAAUAAUAAAAUGAAUAUGAAUAUUUCAGAUGAGCAUGAUGCACCUGAGGUCAAUGAUAUGUCCAAUAUAAAAAGUCCCUCGGCCUAUAGGAAGGAAGCAGGAGGUUUGGAUCAUCCUACAGCAAGUGAAGAAAUUUCUGACAAGCAUAAGGAGGAAUCUUCUAUGCGACCACCAGAAUCAGAUUGGACUGAUGGAAGUACACAUAAGAAGAACCAUGGAACUGAAACUCAAGAGCAAGCAGAGACUUCAUCAUUGACAGAAAACCCAGGUAAGAAUGAUACUCAAGUGGAGUCUGGAGUUGGAAUUGGCACUUCAGAGCAUGGGGACAUUCUUAUUGAUAUUAAUGACCGCUUUCCUCGUGAUUUCCUUUCUGAUAUAUUCUCAAAGGCCAGAAAUUCUGAAAACAUUUCUGGCAUCCCUCCAUUGCAUGGUAAUGGAGCUGGCUUGAGCUUGAAUGUCGAGAAUCAUGAGCCUAAGCGUUGGUCAUAUUUUAGAAACUUGGCUCAGGAUGAGUUUGUUGGAAAAGAUGUUUCCCUUAUGGAUCAAGACCACCUGGGCUUCUCUUCCUCACUUGCAAACAUUGAAGAAGGGGGUACCAUGAACAGGUAUCCCCUUUUACAUUCAGAUGUAGGUGCCAUUUAUCACAGAGACUCUCAUAUCAAUUUUGAUGACAACAUUCAGCAUGAAUCACGUCUGCUCACGGGACCCAACGCUACAAAUAUAUAUACAGAUUACAAUUCUUCAAAGCUCAAGGACAACGAAAGCAUCCAGUUGGAUGAACAUAGCACGAAAGCCCCACAAGCUGGCAAUGCAGAUGCAAAGUUGGAUAUCCAAGAUAUUGGUGUACCUCUUGUUGAUUUUUAUCUUGAAGAUUUUGAUAUUAGUACAUUGCAGAUAAUUAAGAAUGACGAUCUUGAAGAGCAGCGAGAAUUGGGUUCUGGAACAUUUGGUACAGUGUACCAUGGGAAGUGGCGAGGUACAGAUGUAGCAAUUAAGCGGAUAAAAAAGAGUUGUUUCACCUGUAGGUCCUCAGAGCAAGAAAGAUUGACUGUAGAGUUUUGGCGUGAAGCUGAGAUUCUUUCAAAGCUUCACCAUCCAAAUGUGGUGGCCUUUUAUGGUGUGGUGCAGGACGGACCAGGUGGGACAUUGGCCACAGUGACUGAAUUCAUGGUCAAUGGCUCCUUGAGGAAUGUUUUACUUAGCAAAGAACGGUACCUGGAUCGUCGGAAGAGACUCAUUAUUGCAAUGGAUGCAGCAUUUGGAAUGGAAUAUCUGCAUUCAAAGAAUAUUGUGCACUUUGAUUUGAAGUGCGACAACUUACUGGUCAACUUGAAAGAUCCUUUGCGGCCAAUUUGCAAGGUAGGAGAUUUUGGCUUGUCAAAGAUAAAAAGGAACACCUUAGUUACUGGUGGUGUGAGAGGGACACUUCCGUGGAUGGCUCCAGAACUACUUAAUGGUAGCAGCAGCAAGGUUUCUGAAAAGGUCGAUGUGUUUUCCUUUGGUAUAGUCCUAUGGGAGAUCCUUACUGGGGAAGAGCCUUAUGCUAAUAUGCACUACGGAGCAAUCAUAGGAGGCAUAGUGAACAACACAUUGAGACCGCCAGUCCCCAACUUCUGUGACCCCGACUGGAGAUUGCUGAUGGAACAGUGCUGGUCUCCUGACCCAGUAGCCCGGCCGUCUUUCACAGAUAUAGCGAGGCGCUUGCGCGUGAUGUCUACGGCUACCCAAACAAGAUCACCGCAGAAUCAGACACCUAAGUAAUUGUCUUCGAUGAUUCAUACAUACCCACCUUUGUUUUGCUUCCCAAGUUAAGCAUGGAUAAGAGUUGUUUACCUAGAUGUACUCGGUUACUAAAGUAUAAGGCGAGUGUAUUACAUAGUAAUAUAUGAAUAAGGGGCUGCCUCUGGAUAAACAGAUUUGUAGGUUGGUUUCAGAUAUCAUCGUCGAUAGCAAGAUUGUGGUUUGUGCGACACCUGAGGAAUUUAUUUGUAUGUAAAGUCAAUGAUUUAUGACCACAGUUGACAUCAACAUAUACAAAAAGAGAACAAUGGGUUACCAGCCAAUUGAAGUUCAUAUUGCGAUUUUUAAUGUAUGUUUCUUAAAGUUAAUUUCUGGUA